Messenger RNA from Psilocybe cubensis, 1329 nucleotides. RefSeq lists its product as uncharacterized. The record is from RefSeq and is a predicted model, not a curated record. The coding region runs from base 1 to 1329 and encodes 442 amino acids. The transcript has 5 exons. NCBI's taxonomy places the organism in Eukaryota, Fungi, Basidiomycota, Agaricomycetes, Agaricales, Agrocybaceae.
AUGAGGUCUGCAGAUACACAAAUCCCGUCAAGUUCGCCGUUAUCUCCCAAGUCAACCUCAAGGUCACCGGAUUCCAUUCUUUCAUCAGGACCUACUACUCCGGGACCUACUACAGACAGUUAUUUUGGAAACGCAAUAUACGAGUCUCCACCAGCUUCGGACUCUUGCGAAUCGGAAUCAUCUUACAAUGAGGACGAAGAUGACGCGCAAACCGACUCGACUCUCGACGAUGCUGGAUUGCAUCCAGAAUUUGGUCAUCCCUUACAAAGAAUGCCGCGCAUCAGAAGCGCUGACCACGGAUUGAAUUACGACUCUGACGCAGAAUUGAAAUCACUUUUGAAGAGUGCUAGCUCUUCACAGUCAAAUGUAAAUAUACCAGAUAGUGAUAUGGUAAACUAUGACCGCAUUAUCGACAUACUACUCGAACGAAAACCUAAUCCAUUUAUCAGUCAUAAUCAACACGAUUUAGUCCUGUUUGAUUCACCGCUGGAUGACACGAUGUAUCGAUACCAAGAAGCUUUACCUCCACUCAUGGUCAAACGUUUUAAAAAAUCUUCUUCACUAGAGCUCCUUCUCCUUCUGGAACUCAAUGUCCCAGAGCUAAGAGAAGAUCCAUGGAAUCCCUCUCCUCAUAUUGUGCGAGCCGUAGAGAGAGAUGAUUACAUCUACCUAUGCAUGCAUCGCCUUUUCGAAUACAACAAUCCGCCUCUGGCCUCUGUUGCCCACUAUAUUGACUUCUUCAGACAGGUUCUUGAGGGCCUUUCAUUCCUUCACGAACAGCGCAUCGCUGGUUUUAGAUGCGGUGAACACACGUCUUUCAUGGUUGAUCUCAGCAGUAUGCCGCAUACUCCCGCACUCCUGCGCCCUGGGGAUGAACUCGCCACGCCCCGGUUUGAUCGUUACUCUUAUCCCGUCCGAUACUAUUUUGUCGACUUUAGUCAAGCAACGCGCAUUCCGAACUCAUCGCCAUUUCUAUCCUCUUCCACAUCAACUCAAGAUGGAAUUGGUGCAAACAAACGAGCAGACAACCCCUUCAAGCGUGAUAUUGAAGACUGUGGUGCCAUGUUCAAUGCUCUCCUGAAUGAUGUCCCCCAAAUAACAACAAAAUUCAAAUCUUUAACAAAAGCAAUGAUAUUUGGUGGAUUCAUGGCAGAUGACGCGCGCAGGCUAUUUGAAGCUUUAUGCCGUUCUCUCGAUGCAUCUGUCUUUGAUAAAUUGGCCAUCCAUGAAGGUCCUAAUAAAACACUGGAAAGGGCACAUACCAUUUGCCACCUGAUAGCCGACCCAAAAAAUGCCAACCGCUGCCGAGAGAAAGUCGUCUCUCGUUGA